Acanthamoeba castellanii str. Neff is the source of this 1560-nucleotide messenger RNA. RefSeq names its product Armadillo/betacatenin-like repeat domain containing protein. The record is from RefSeq and is a predicted model, not a curated record. The transcript has 9 exons. NCBI's taxonomy places the organism in Eukaryota, Discosea, Longamoebia, Acanthamoebidae. Gene Ontology annotation, molecular function: protein binding. The coding region runs from base 1 to 1560 and encodes 519 amino acids.
AUGAGCAGCCAGAACAGAGGACGCAGAUCGGUGACGGGCAUCGCCGCCCCCUCCAACGAGAGCCUCGAGGAUCUCCUCAAGGCCCUGGAGCCCGAUGCCCAGCCCAGCGGCUACGCCACGCCCGCCGGCCAUUCCAAGAUCUCCACCUCGGAGCUGGAGGACCUGAUCGCUGGCCUGGACGACGUCGUCGUGGACCCCAGGCCCAGGCCCGCCCCCGCCGCAGCUGCGGCCCCCAAGCCGGCCAGCGGAGGCGACGACCUCGAGGACCUGCUCAAGGAGCUCGAGGGCGCGCAGGGUCCCCCUCCCUCUCGCCCCAGUGCCCCGGCCCCGGCCGCCGGCGUGCGCAACUCGUCGUUCGGGGCGCCCCCCGCCUCCGCCUCCUCCCAGCAGCAGCCCCGCCACUCGGUGGGCGACGUGGACGCCCUCCUCGACGCCACCCUCAACUCCCUCGAGUCCUCCUCCCCCUACGGCGGCGGCGGCGGCGGUCACCACCACCAGGCACAGGGUAGGUCGUCGUCGUCUGCGGGAGACGAUGGGUCGGGCAUGGACGCCAUCCUGCAAAACCUGAACUCGUCGCUCCACAACGACGCGUCGCCCAUCACCAAGGACAUCCUGAGCCUCUCCUCCCCGUCCGAGGGCACCCAGGAGCUCGCCCUCCGCAACAUCAUCAACUUCUGCCUCGAAGGUAAACCCAAUCGUAUUGUUGUGCGGCAGAAGGACGGCAUCCCGCCGAUCGCCAAGCUGCUCACCUCGGCCAACGCGGAGAUCCAGGCCCUUGCCGCCCAUGCCAUCGCCAACCUUUCCCUCCACGCCGAGAACAGGGCCGCGGUGCGCAACACGCGCGGUGCGAUCCAAUCGCUUGUACAGAUGCUCUCCUCGCGCGACGAAGCCGUCCAGGAGAAGGCCCUCACCGCCAUCGCCAACCUUUGCGUCGAUGACCCCACCAACAGGCAGGAGUUCCGCCGCGUGGGAGUCACCGAGAAGGUAGUGCUGGCCCUCUCCUCGAGCAGCGACGACGUUGUCAAGAGAGCCCUCACCGUCAUCGUCAACACCUCCUUCGAUGCCGACGCGCAGAAGGAGCUGGCCAGUUCGGGCGGCAUAUUUUCGAUCGUGCCCCUCCUCAACUCGCCCAACGUCGAGAAGCAGACCAACUCUGCGUGGGCGCUCGCCGCAUUGACCAUGGGCGGACCCGAGAUCCAGCAGGCCUUGUACGAAGCGGGAGCACUCCCCGCGUUCGUCAAGCUCCUCAACUCGGGCAACCCCAACGCAGAGCUGAAGGCUCUCACCGCCCUCGUCAACCUCUCCGGCAACGUUGAGUGCAGGACCAACGUCUUCCUGAACGGCGGCGUGCACCAGGUGGUCUCCGUCAUCCGGGAGGGCAACGAGGAGACGCUGCCCCACGCCCUCAGGGUGGUGAUCAACCUCACGGCCGACGCCAAGGUGAGGCGGGCGUUCGUCGACGAGGGCGCCAUUCCGCUGGUCGAGCGGUUCACGACCCGGGAGCCCGUCACCGCCCAGUGCGCCAAGCAGGCCCUCAACAACCUCAAGAUCCCCUGCUAG